This is a messenger RNA of Menidia menidia (Atlantic silverside), 2715 nucleotides long. Lineage: Eukaryota; Metazoa; Chordata; Actinopteri; Atheriniformes; Atherinopsidae. The record is from the annotation of a GenBank genome assembly.
CUGGUCCGGCUCAGCCCGGUGCCUCCCGUUACUCAGGAGUAUAAAUGGCGGGAGCUGGAAGAGCAGCGUCAGGCCCAGAAGCUCCAGAGGCAGCUGCAGCAGGAGCAGGCCUACCUGCUGGCCCUGGGCCAGAACCAGAACCAGAACCAGAACCAGACCCAGACCCAGAUCCAGAACCAGGGCCUGAACCAGAGCCUGAACCAGAAACAGAGCCAGAGCCUGAGCAAGAACCAGAUCCAGAACCAGAGCAACGACCAGGACCGGCUCGGCCCGGAAAAGCCCCCGGACCUCUCUGGCCCCGCCCCCGACUCUGAGCCAAUCAGAGAGGCGGAUGAGCGCUACAGGAAGAACGUGCAGGGUUCCCCCCAGGCCGCCGCCGCGGUUAAAGCGCCCGUACCGGCGCCGCCCCCCCGCUCCGAGGCCUCGCACCCCAACGGGGGCGCCCCCCCCGAGCCGCCCGCCGCCAUGCACCGGCCCGGGGGGCCCCAGCUGGUGAUGGAGUUCUGUGGGGCGGGAUCCAUCACAGACCUGGUGAAGAACACCAAGGGGAACUCGCUGAAGGAGGACUGGAUCGCCUACAUCUCCAGGGAGAUCCUCAGGGGCCUGGCUCACCUGCACGCCCACCACGUCAUCCACCGGGACAUCAAGGGCCAGAACGUGCUGCUGACCGAGAACGCCGAAGUCAAGCUGGUGGACUUCGGCGUGAGCGCCCAGCUGGACCGGACCGUGGGCCGGAGGAACACCUUCAUCGGGACGCCAUAUUGGAUGGCGCCGGAGGUCAUCGCCUGCGACGAGAACCCCGACGCCACCUACGACUAUCGGCGCCCCCUGGAGGCUCCCUCCCCCUGCCUGACCGUGUGUUGCCCCCGCAGCUCGGCGGAGCCGCGGCUCCUGUGGGAGCGGGUGGAGAAACUGGUCCCCAGAGCGACCGGUAACAGCUCCAGCUCCUCCAGCUCCUCCAGUAACUCCGGCUCCCAGCCCGGUUCUCACUGUGGCUCCGGGGAGAGGUUCAGGGCCCGCUCCUCGUCCAAAUCGGGGGGGUCGCCCCUCCGGCGGCCGGAGGGCGGCGGGAAAAAGCCGGAGGACAGGAGGGACCCGGCCCGGUCCGGCCGCCCCGCGGACCUGACGGCGUUAGCUAAGGAGCUCCGCGCGGUGGACGACGUGCGCCCCCAGAAUAAGGUGACGGACUACUCCUCCUCCAGCGACGACUCCGACACCACGGACGAGGACGACGACGAGGAGGUGGACCAGGAGCCGGGGGAAGAGUCCACCUCCGGGCCCGAGGACUCCCGAGCCGUCUCGGCGGAGCCGCGGCUCCUGUGGGAGCGGGUGGAGAAACUGGUCCCCAGGGCGACCGGUAACAGCUCCAGCUCCUCCAGCUCCUCCAGUAACUCCGGCUCCCAGCCCGGUUCUCACUGUGGCUCCGGGGAGAGGUUCAGGGCCCGCUCCUCGUCCAAAUCGGGGGGGUCGCCCCUCCGGCGGCCGGAGGGCGGCGGGAAAAAGCCGGAGGACAGGAGGGACCCGGCCCGGCCCGGCCCCGCGGACCUGACGGCGUUAGCUAAGGAGCUCCGCGCGGUGGACGACGUGCGCCCCCAGAAUAAAGUGACCGACUACUCCUCCUCCAGCGACGACUCCGACACCACGGACGAGGACGACGACGAGGAGGUGGACCAGGAGCCGGGGGAGGAGUCCACCUCCGGGCCCGAGGACUCCCGAGCCGUGACCUCCAGGCUGAGUAAUGGUGAGACGGAGUCGGUGAAAACCAUGAUCGUCCACGACGAGGGGGAGAACGACGCCGGCUCCACGCCCUGCAAGGACAGCACCCUGAUCGUCCGACAGCGUAGCCUCCGUAGCUCGCCCUUCGCAGUAGCGGGCACCUUCCCGCCGCCCGACCUGGCCCGGGGCGCCUGUAGACCCUCAGCCGUCUGCCCCUCUUUCUACUUCCAGAGCACAGGUGACGGCAGAAAGCACUCGGCGCCCGGCGGCCGGGGCCAAACGCAGACCCUGGGCCUGCUGGCCCCCGAGGGGCAGACGGCUGAGGGUCUACAGGCGCCCCAGGCCAGGUCGGGCGGCGGGAAGGUGCCCGCUACUGCGAAGGGCGAGCUACGGAGGCUACGCUACGGGGGGGAGAGAACCCCGAGUCAGUCCAGUAACAACAUGCAGAAACACAAGUCUUCUUCCUCCUUCACUCCGUUCAUCGACCCGCGCCUCCUCCAAGUUUCCCCCUCCACCGGCAGCGCCCUCAAUAAUGUCGGCUACGCUAACGACGCCCGGCUGGCGGAGGCUCUGCGGGCCGACCCGUCCCGGAAGGGCUCGGUGGUCAACGUGAACCCGGUCAACACCCGCCCUCAGAGCGACACGCCGGAGAUCCGCAAGUACAAGAAGAGGUUCAACUCGGAGAUCCUGUGUGCCGCGCUGUGGGGCGUGAACCUGCUGGUGGGCACGGAGAGCGGGCUGAUGCUGCUGGACCGCAGUGGCCAGGGGAAAGUUUACCCGCUCAUCAACCGCCGACGCUUCCAGCAGAUGGACGUCCUGGAGGGGCUCAACGUGCUGGUCACCAUUUCAGCCGAACGGAUGUUGCGCAACGCGGCGCUCGUGCACGCUGUGUCACACCGACACGCGUCUCCGCUUUCCGUGAUGCCAGCGAAGGCCACAGAGUUGCACACUCGCCCCCUUUUCGCCCGAAUGAGACUCAUCUGCUCCGGUAGCGUGUAG